Eruca vesicaria subsp. sativa (arugula) is the source of this 1296-nucleotide messenger RNA. Lineage: Eukaryota; Viridiplantae; Streptophyta; Magnoliopsida; Brassicales; Brassicaceae. The record is from the annotation of a GenBank genome assembly.
AUCAUUCUUUCUCUCUCUAUUACCAUCGAAAGUACAUAAUGUCAAAAUAGUUCAUGGCUCUGUAAAAUCGUAUGUAUGUCAGAUAAGAGGACUCCUCCGUUUACUCCGAGGAUCGAUCUUAGCGAAGCUGUUCUUCAUAGAGCUAUUAUAUGUGUAUGAAGUAUAUAUUUGAAGGAAGUCAAGUUCGAUCAACUUAAUCAAGAAAGCGUCAUUGGCUAUCCUCUGUCCAGCUGUCUCACAAAGAAACUCAUUUAGUGUCUCUAUUAUCACCGAGGAUUCAUCUCAAAUAAAAUCUGAAAAGGUUCAUUUCCGAUCUGUUAUCCACUCGAAUACCUCUGUAAACAGAGAAAAAUACAUAGACGCAGUGCUUGGAUGAAGGUUUGAAGAUUGCAAUUGGGUUUCUGGUGUAACAACGUAAAUCAAUAAUUGAGUGGUCCCUCUAGGAAGAAAAAAGAAAGUGUUCGAUCGAUGGAAAAACCAAUUGAAGAAGAUGCUAUUCGCGAGAGCGUUGUCUCCAAAGCCUCCUCUUGUACACAGUGGAGCCAGUGGCAACUACUCGAUUCCAUUUUACCAACAGGAGGCUUCGCUCAUUCCUUCGGUCUCGAAACAGCUGUUCAGACACGGUUAGUUUCCUCUCCGACAGAUCUCGAAACCCACAUCAUCCACGUCUUAGACAACACAGCUAGCCUAUUACUUCCUUUUGUCUACUCUGCCCUCAAAUCUCCCGACAUAGAGACAUGGCAAAGACUCGAUCUCUUACUUGACGCUACCUUAACAAACCAAGUCUCUUCAAAGGCAUCGAUCUCUCAAGGAUCAGCCUUGUUCCGUAUAGCUGCUUCUGUUUUCACUGAGAUCCCAUCUCUAAAGAUGAUCAGAGACGCUUCUUUGGGCUCCAAGGAGUUACGUUUCCACCACGCUCCGAUAUUUGGGCUUGUAUGUGGGCUUCUUGGGAUGGACCCCGAGACUUCUCAGAGGGCUUACCUGUUUGUUACGCUGAGAGAUGUUGUCUCGGCUGCAACGAGGUUGAACUUGGUGGGACCGAUGGGCGCUUCAGUGAUGCAGCAUCGUAUCGCCGUUGUUGCUGAAACGGUUUUAGAGAAGUGGAAGGAUCGUGAUGCGGGUGAAGCGUGUCAGACAUCUCCUUUGCUAGAUGUUGUGCAAGGUUGUCAUGGUUACUUGUUUUCUAGAUUGUUUUGUUCUUGAUGAACACAUAUGAAUGUAACUUUUAUGUUCUCUAAUUGAGUUUGUAAUAAGCAUGAGAAUGAUUUAAUUAUAUGGAACUAUAUACUUGAGAUA